Molecule: messenger RNA, 2620 nt
Organism: Nothoprocta perdicaria
Lineage: Eukaryota; Metazoa; Chordata; Aves; Tinamiformes; Tinamidae
Gene: CSTF3
Product: cleavage stimulation factor subunit 3
Exons: 21
Coding region: 43-2199 (718 amino acids)
Biological process (GO): mRNA 3'-end processing
Cellular component (GO): nucleus
Molecular function (GO): protein binding; mRNA binding
Source: RefSeq, a predicted model, not a curated record
CCGGGGAGGGGGCUCCGCGCCCCGGCUGUGUUUUAACCCGCUAUGGCAGCAGAGGGAGGCGCCGGCGACCAGGCUGCCGAGUAUGUCCCAGAAAAAGUGAAGAAAGCUGAAAAGAAACUAGAAGAGAAUCCAUAUGACCUUGACGCUUGGAGCAUUCUCAUUCGAGAGGCACAGAAUCAACCUAUAGACAAAGCUCGGAAGACCUAUGAACGCCUUGUUGCCCAGUUCCCCAGUUCUGGCAGAUUCUGGAAACUGUACAUUGAAGCAGAGAUUAAAGCAAAAAAUUAUGACAAAGUGGAGAAGUUGUUUCAGCGCUGCCUUAUGAAGGUUUUGCACAUUGAUUUGUGGAAGUGUUACCUGUCCUAUGUGCGAGAAACCAAGGGGAAGCUGCCUAGUUACAAAGAAAAAAUGGCUCAGGCAUACGAUUUUGCUCUGGAUAAAAUUGGCAUGGAAAUCAUGUCAUACCAGAUCUGGGUGGAUUACAUCAAUUUUUUGAAGGGCGUAGAAGCAGUAGGAUCCUAUGCCGAGAACCAGAGGAUAACAGCUGUCCGUAGGGUUUACCAGCGUGGUUGCGUCAAUCCAAUGAUUAACAUAGAGCAGCUCUGGAGAGAUUAUAACAAAUAUGAAGAGGGAAUCAAUAUUCAUUUAGCUAAGAAGAUGAUUGAAGACAGGAGUAGGGAUUACAUGAAUGCGCGGCGCGUUGCAAAGGAGUACGAGACCGUCAUGAAGGGCCUGGACCGCAACGCCCCCUCCGUCCCGCCUCAGAACACGCCGCAGGAGGCCCAGCAGGUGGACAUGUGGAAGAAGUACAUCCAGUGGGAGAAGAGCAACCCGCUGCGCACCGAAGACCAGACGCUCAUAACCAAGAGAGUGAUGUUUGCAUACGAGCAAUGCCUUCUGGUGCUGGGACAUCACCCAGAUAUCUGGUAUGAAGCUGCACAGUAUCUUGAGCAAUCCAGUAAGCUGCUAGCAGAAAAGGGGGACAUGAACAAUGCUAAACUUUUCAGUGACGAGGCUGCUAAUAUUUAUGAAAGAGCGAUCAGCACUUUAUUAAAGAAGAAUAUGCUUCUUUAUUUUGCAUAUGCAGAUUAUGAGGAGAGUCGGAUGAAGUAUGAGAAGGUGCACAGCAUCUACAACAGGCUCUUGGCCAUAGAAGACAUCGAUCCCACUCUGGUUUAUAUCCAGUACAUGAAGUUUGCCAGGCGAGCAGAGGGCAUCAAGUCCGGGCGAAUGAUAUUCAAGAAAGCCCGGGAGGACGCCCGGACCCGCCACCACGUCUACGUGACCGCGGCCUUGAUGGAGUAYUACUGCAGUAAGGAUAAGUCUGUGGCCUUCAAGAUUUUUGAGCUCGGGCUGAAGAAAUACGGGGACAUUCCAGAGUAUGUGCUGGCCUACAUCGACUACCUGUCUCACCUCAACGAGGACAAUAAUACAAGAGUUUUGUUUGAACGUGUUUUAACUUCAGGGAGCCUCCCGCCUGAGAAAUCCGGAGAAAUCUGGGCUCGGUUUCUGGCUUUCGAAAGCAACAUUGGGGAUCUGGCCAGCAUUCUCAAGGUGGAGAAACGGCGGUUCACGGCRUUCAAGGAGGAGUAUGAGGGGAAAGAAACGGCCCUGCUGGUGGACAGGUACAAGUUCAUGGAUCUGUACCCUUGCUCUGCAAGCGAACUUAAGGCCCUUGGCUAUAAGGACGUCUCCCGCGCCAAGCUGGCCGCCAUCAUCCCGGACCCCGUGGUUGCGCCGUCCAUCGUGCCCGUUCUCAAGGACGAAGUAGACAGAAAGCCUGAAUACCCCAAGCCYGACACUCAGCAGAUGAUUCCGUUUCAGCCAAGACACUUAGCACCUCCAGGUCUGCAUCCYGUGCCCGGGGGGGUUUUUCCCGUUCCGCCAGCAGCUGUGGUGCUCAUGAAGCUCCUGCCCCCGCCCGUGUGCUUUCAGGGUCCCUUUGUCCAGGUGGAUGAGCUCAUGGAGAUAUUCCGAAGAUGCAAAUUGCCAGAAACUGUUGAUGAAGCGGUGAGAAUCAUCACGGGCGGCCUACCCGAGAUCGCCGUGGAAGGCAACGGGCCCGUGGAGAACAACGCGCUGCUCAACAAGGCCGUGAAGAGACCAAACGAAGACUCGGAUGACGACGAGGAGAAAGGCUCCGUCGUCCCCCCCGUCCACGACAUCUACAGAGCACGGCAACAAAAGCGGAUCCGGUGAAACGCCGCCGCCGUUCYGCUGUGAUCGGCAAGGACUGGGCUGAGUUUGGCUGUCUCUUAAAAGUCAAGCUUUAAAAGGGACAGCUGCAAACAGAAAAAAAAUCUUGAAAAUGGUUUUGUUACUGUGGUGCCUCUUCUCCCAUAUUGUUCUUGAACCGAAACCAGAGAGAACAAUCUUAAAAUGUGCUCUGAACAAAAUUAGAUUUUUCAAACACAAAAGUGCAAAAUGCCUCAACUGCAUUUUGUUCUCUCCUCAAGGAUGUUCACAUCGACCACUUGAAAUCUUGUGGGUUUUCAACAGUUUUAUUUUAAAAACUGGAUGGCUUAUAAUUGUGAAGCAUUUUUAAUUCACACUUUCUGGAAAACAGUUGUUCUCAGUUUGUUCAUGUAGUGUCCUGCCUUAUUGUUCGUUUUUAUUUAUG